AUGGAUAGCUUCACUACCACCGAAAUGGACACCGUCCUCCAGGACAUGGCCAAUGUCCAAGUCAGUGCUGCUCAGGAGAAGGGCUGGGGCAAGCCAGAAAGCUAUGACUAUACCAAGUAUGGUAGUAGCUUGUCUCCUCUUCCCAAGCCUUCCGAGGAAGAGUCUCCUGAGCUCGAAAUUCCCGAGUGGGCAGCCAAUGCUGCCAAAUAUGAGUGGAAAGACGAGUAUGGAGAUGUCGGCCCGAAAAGCGCUGAGCUUGAAGAACAGCUGUUCCGGAGCGAGUACAUCAACAGGGCUGGGCUGAAGCUUGGCAAUCUGCAGAAUAUCGACGUGAUUGCCGAGAGUCACGAACGCCCCAAGCCUGUCAGAAAUUUCAACGACGCCGGAUUGCACCCCAUUGUGCGCGAGAACAUUCAUCUGUGCCAUUACGAGUACCCUACUCCGAUUCAGGCAUAUUCUAUUCCCGCUGUCCUGACUGGACAUGACCUCAUUGCCAUUGCGCAGACUGGAUCUGGCAAAACUGCUGCAUUCCUGAUUCCCGUGCUUUCGCAGCUGAUGGGAAAAGCAAAGAAAUUGGCAGCCAAACGCCCCAAUCUGGUCGAGGGAUACGAUCUCACCACUGACGCCGUCCGUGCCGAGCCAUUGGUUUUAAUUGUUGCUCCUACUAGAGAACUUUCAACCCAGAUCUUUGACGAAGCGCGUCGUCUGUGCUAUAGAUCUAUGUUGCGCCCUUGCGUGGUCUAUGGCGGCGCUCCCGUGCGCGACCAACGUGAUGAGUUGGCGAGGGGAUGUGAUAUUCUCAUUGGAACUCCGGGUCGCUUGAUGGAUUUCAUGGACAAGCCGCACAUCCUGUCCCUUCGUCGUGUGAAGUACACCAUCAUCGACGAGGCUGACGAGCUUCUGCUGUCGGACUGGGAGUCCGAUUUUGUCAAGAUCAUGUCCGGUGGAGACGUCAACGAAGAUGCAGAUCACAGAUACAUGAUGUUUUCUGCAACCUUCAACAAAUCCUGCCGUGAGUUGGCUCGUAAAUACCUGGCUGACGACCACGUCCGCAUUCGCAUUGGACGCCCUGGCAGCACUCACAUCAACGUCGAUCAGAAUAUUGUUUACGCGGAGGACCACCUCAAGAAGCAAUGUCUCUACGACUUGCUUCUCUCCAUGCCACCUUCACGUACCUUGAUCUUCGUGAACUUUAAGAAGGAUGCCGAUUUACUCGAUGACUACCUUUACAACAUGGGCUUGCCGAGUACUUCGAUCCAUGCUGACCGCACCCAGCGUGAACGUGAAGAUGCUUUACGCGCCUUUCGAACUGCCAAAUGUCCUAUCCUGGUGGCUACCGGUGUUUCUGCCCGUGGCCUUGAUAUCAAAAAUGUCAUGCAUGUGAUCAAUUACAACCUCCCUCGUGUGAGCCAUGGCGGCAUUACCGAGUAUAUUCACCGUAUCGGUCGUACUGCACGCAUUGGCAACGAAGGCCUUGCGACCUCGUUCUACAAUGACCGUGAUAGUGAUCUCGCUCCUGAGCUUGUCAAGAUCUUGAUUGAGAGCAAGCAGAGAGUUCCAGACUUCCUGGACUCGUACAGGCCGUCCGAUGAAAUGAUCACUUUCGACGACGAUACCGAUGACGAGGCAGAUGACGGUGCGAACAACGAUGGAGGAGCCGAUACUGGGGCAGCUUGGGGUGGUAUUCCAAUGGACUCGUCCGAGGAUGCCGCCCCUGCCCCGGUUGCUGGUUGGGAGUGA
Messenger RNA from Aspergillus affinis, 1740 nucleotides. RefSeq names its product DEAD/DEAH box helicase. The transcript has 9 exons. Gene Ontology annotation, cellular component: nucleus. The record is from RefSeq and is a predicted model, not a curated record. Lineage: Eukaryota; Fungi; Ascomycota; Eurotiomycetes; Eurotiales; Aspergillaceae. Gene Ontology annotation, molecular function: ATP binding; RNA helicase activity; RNA binding. The coding region runs from base 1 to 1740 and encodes 579 amino acids.